Jaminaea rosea is the source of this 3176-nucleotide messenger RNA. RefSeq names its product WD40 repeat-like protein. The transcript has 2 exons. Gene Ontology annotation, molecular function: protein binding. Lineage: Eukaryota; Fungi; Basidiomycota; Exobasidiomycetes; Microstromatales. The coding region runs from base 35 to 3058 and encodes 1007 amino acids. The record is from RefSeq and is a predicted model, not a curated record. Gene Ontology annotation, cellular component: cytoplasm; Cul4-RING E3 ubiquitin ligase complex. Gene Ontology annotation, biological process: negative regulation of fatty acid biosynthetic process.
GCAGCUGUGACGAUUCGCUGAUAGCUGCGAUCAUAUGCCGCCCUCGAGCAGCGUCGUCGACGAUGGCGGCGGCGGCGGUGGCGGCCCUUCGUCCUCCUCGUCCCACUCGCCUCCCGCGCAAGCUCCCCGACUGCGCACCUACUUCCCACCUCUCGCGACCCCCUCUACCUCUUCUCUAGCACAGCGUCGCCAGCAUCUCUCCUCAGCCGCCCCUCGCGCAACCGCGAGCACAUCGCUACAGCGCUCCAUCCACCUCGACGAACCCGCCAUUCGCCGACUCGACCUCGCUGCUGAGCUGGGCGAUGCGAAAGCAGGAUAUGGGCACGAGGGAUGCGUCAAUGCAAUGAAUUGGAGUCAAGAUGGGCGAAAGCUAGCCACAGGAUCAGAUGACUGCUGCGUCCUUCUCUGGGAGGUGGGCACGUCGCACAUCCACCCGCCCGCUUCUAAGCCCACGGUCGCCAAGCGCCGACCUUAUAUUGGCGCUCCUGCUGCCAUGUCGAGCCACUCAAGCCACGACGACGACGACGACUCGUUCGCUUUCCCCUCCCUCGACCUUGGACUCUUUACUCGCAUACAUACAGGGCAUCGAGGCAACAUAUUCGAUGUGGCCUUUGCGCCGCACACAUCCGACAGGCGGCUCAUAUCCGUAGCUGGAGAUGCGCAGGUGCGCGUAUUUGAUCUGGAGCGGGGCACAGGGGGCAAGAGGGAGAAGGUCAAGCUGUCCAAUGGCGAGAUAAGGUGGAUUGAUGACUUCCACGCCGCCACUGGCGGAGUGGAGUGUAGGACGUUGAAGUGUCAUCGAGGGUUCGUGAAGAGGGUGCAGACUGAGCAGAGCGCGGAUAUCUUCUUAACAGUGUCCGAAGAUGGCGAUGUUCGUCAACACGAUCUACGCACGCACCACAUCUGUCGACCCCGUUACGGCUCCACUGACUCCUCUACACACGGCUCGUGCCCUCGCCCUCUCAUCCACCACUCCGCGCCUCUCUACACACUUUCCCUCUCCCCACUCCAGCCCUGGCUCUUUGCCGUAGCGGGCAUGUCACCCUACGCCUACCUAUACGAUCGUCGCAUGGCUGGACGCGUCCUCGAAGACGAAUGGGGGGCUGCUGCCUCUACGUCCUCAUCUUCCUCUACCACGGACCCUCUGCUCGCGCGCUGUGUGCGACGCUUUGGCCUCCCUUGCGGAGACUGGGAUGGCAAGGACUGUCGCCCUCAGCAACUUGAGGAACCCGGCGGCGCCAAUGUGCGAAGGGGCAGGAGGAGACACGAUACCAUGGAGCACAUCACUGCUGUGCAGCUUGGCGAGACGGAGGAACGGUGUAAUGAGCUGCUGGCAUCCUACUCCGGUGGGGCCGUGUACCGCUUCAAUAUCAGGGACGGCACGGGCGUGCUGCAGCAUCGCGAGGGAGAGGAGACUGGCAAAGCCAAGAACUAUACGGAUAGCAAAAGGGGCGUCAAGAGAAGCAGUAGCGCCAGCGCGGGUGACGAGGCAUGGGAAACGACUUCAGCAUCGGCUUCGGGCUCCACCUCAUCUUCCUUUCGUCGUUCGCGGAAGCAGUCACGCCCCUCGACGGCAGAGCGAGACGCCCACCAACAAGACGAAACAGACAAGGAGCAAGGAGCGUCGGACCCUAACGAAGGCACAACGCCUCGGCCCAGCGUCACUACAGCGCACGAAGAGGCAAGGGCUCGCGAGCGAGAAGCAGGGCUCGACCCAGGUAAUAAUGCAGAAGAGACGCUUUCGUCGUCCUCGGGCUCAUCCUCCCCCACAGAGCAAGAAGCGGCAGGCUUCCCUCUAUACCAGCAACUCAUCGCGGACGGGCUCGCUGGGGAGCUCGAUGGCGGGGCUUCAGAGGAUGGAGGCGAAGAUGACGACGAUGAGGACGAAGAGGAAGACGAAUCGGAUUGGCCUCCCGCCGCUCCAGUGAUCUACGAUCUCGACGACGAAGAAGACGACGAAGACGAGGACGAAGACGAAGACGAAGAUGUGGAUGAAGACCUCGACCUAGAAAGCGAUGAGGAGUUCUACCUAGACCGUGCCCAUCCUGAGGAUGAAGAGGAAGACGAAGACGCCGCUCUGUAUUCAGAUGAAGAUGAGGACGAUGAUGGGGAGGGCUUCCCUUUCCCCUCUCUUUUCGGAUUCCGGCCCCCUCGUGGAGCAGAGGAGAUUCGCCAAGACCGACUCUCUGACGCUCAAAUCGCCAACGUACCCAUCGUCUACCCAAAGCAGCGCUACCGAGGCCACAUCAACGUGGAGACAGUCAAGGAUGUCGCCUUCCUCUACGGCACCGGAUCGGGCGGGGAGAGAAAGGACUUUGUCUGCUCUGGCAGUGAUGAUGGACAUUUCUUCAUCUGGUCUCGCGAGACCGCCGAGCUGGUAGGGCUAUGGCAAGGGGACGGCUCUGUGGUCAAUGUGGUUCGGCAGCACCCGCUUCUACCCGUGCUCGUCGUCAGCGGUAUUGACGAUUCUGUGAAGGUAUUCGCGCCAAAGACGUCGGAGCUAGCCCCGGGUGAAAAGGAGCGCACUGACGGCGAGGAGGGAGACAAUUCGGAUGGAGUCACCAUUGGCAGGUCACGCAAUCGUUGGGACUUGAGAGACACGAUCAUGGCUGUUAACAAUCAGAGGUUGCAAAGGGGUAUGAAUGGCUAUGACGACGACGAGGAUUCCGACGACUUCUCGGAAGAAGAUGAAGACGAUGAGGGAGAAGGGCACUCUGGCGCAUCGGGACGUCAGACCUUGAGGAUCAGAGAUCUGCAAGACUUCCUGCCCAUCGGCAUGGUCCCACCGGAGCGCGGUGGGUCGACGAACGACGAGAUUGCGCAAGCUAUGAUGCCGCUCGGCGCAGUGGCACCCGAGAGAGGUGGACCUACAGAUGAUGAGAUCGCAGCGGCGAUGAUGCCUGUCGGGAUGGUACCGCCUGAGCAGGGAGGACCGACGGAUGAUGAUCUGGCCGCGGCUUUCCUGGGGAUCGACCCGGCGCAGAGGGGUGGGAGAAGGGGAAGUAGCCGCCGUGGUGGACAGGGAGGAGCGGGUGAGACUGGGUGCGCGAUCAUGUAGGCAGUCAGAGACUGCAGCGCCGAGCACACGACGCGAUAUUCCCUCUGCAUCUCCGAUCCUUUUCGAAUCCAUCACCAUUCGAGUUCACAUCACAGAUGAGGGCCGAGCAUGUAUGCUG